AUUAUAGUUUAAUUUUACGCUCGCUCCGUCCGUCCGUCCGUCCUAAAUCUCUUUACGAUCUCUUUGAAAAUUUAGUUUCACCAUCGGCAAAUGGUUUAUCAAGGAUAAAGAUAAGACAACUGCCUUCUCGUUUUCUCGGAUAAUUCAACGUGAUAACAUUGUUAGGUUUUCAGUAUUAUGAGCGAUAUGGCUUCUGGGAUUAGUGAUCCGUCGUUAACCGAAGCAAAGGGCGGCUCUGAUGCUGCUCGGAUUGCUGAAGUGAGGGCGUGGCUUAGCUCUCAGUUCGAUGCCGCCGGAAAAGAAGUGCCGGAGUUCGACUACACUCCUCGAAGCAUUAACCAUUUGUACAAUCUUGCGACAGUCUCUCAGGCGAAGUCUCAGGCUGCUAACAUUGUCGCCAAUGAUUUCCGCCAGAAAGCUUCCGAGUAUCGUGCACAAGCUGCAAGGAUUAGAGAGAUAUUGGAGAAUGUGGGAUUGGCACAAGAGAGUUUGCCAUCGACAGUGGUUUCAUCGGCACAAGUUCUUGCCAAUGUUGCCAAUUUGUUGAAUAUUCGAGACACUGAACUGAGUAGUUUUCUUGUAGCAAUAGGUGAUAUUUCUUUAAGAAAGACUGGAGUAGAGGAGAAGAGGGCUAAAGUACAGAAGGAGUCCAAAGUUCUUCUGGAUUAUACUAGGAAAGCAAUAUCAAGGUUAACCUAUCUGAAAAGGACGCUUGCACAACUAGAGGAUGAUGUACCUCCUUGUGAGGCUCAGAUGGAAAAUUGGAAAACAAACUUGGCCGUCAUGGCAUCAAAAGAGCGACAGUACUUGCAACAAUAUAACAACUAUAAGGCAUUACUUAAUCGGGUAGGCUACGCUCCUGAGAUUAGCCAUGGGAUGCUUGUUGAAAUGGAUGAGCACAGAAAGGAAUUGGAGAAGAAGACUAAGCCCAUUUUAGAUACUUUGAGAAGCUACCAGGACUUGCCUCCGGAUAAAGCUUUGGCUGCUUUGGCAAUAGAGGAUAAGAAAAGGAAGUAUGCUGCUGCUGAGAAACAUCUUGAAGAUGUGUUGCAUUCAGCCCUUGCCUCUGCUGACUAACAUGAUGGAAUCUGUUAUGUAUUUUUUAGGUCUUAUAUUUUUUUCAUCUACGAGUGCAAAGUGUGAAUUAAUUCAGCUGAUAACCAAUAGCAAAUUGCAGUAUUGUGCUGCUGAAAUGUACUGCUGCUAUAGAAUUUGACGUGGAGGAUUUUUUUUUUUGGCACACUUUAAGUUUUCUCUGUGCAGUUUGAUUUUAUUGUAAUUCAAUUACUAUGAUUUUUUGUGAUAAUUAAAGAAUGUCUAAUUUAAUUUGUUCCGA
Carica papaya (papaya) is the source of this 1336-nucleotide messenger RNA. It is a transcript of the gene AUG1, whose product is annotated as HAUS augmin-like complex subunit. The record is from RefSeq and is a predicted model, not a curated record. Gene Ontology annotation, biological process: spindle assembly. Lineage: Eukaryota; Viridiplantae; Streptophyta; Magnoliopsida; Brassicales; Caricaceae. Gene Ontology annotation, cellular component: cytosol; HAUS complex.